Molecule: messenger RNA, 3391 nt
Organism: Trachemys scripta elegans
Lineage: Eukaryota; Metazoa; Chordata; Testudines; Emydidae
Gene: SLC16A13
Product: solute carrier family 16 member 13
Exons: 5
Coding region: 321-1667 (448 amino acids)
Biological process (GO): monocarboxylic acid transport; transmembrane transport
Molecular function (GO): monocarboxylic acid transmembrane transporter activity
Source: RefSeq, a predicted model, not a curated record
GUGCGCCUCGCCUGGCCCCGCCCCGAACCGAACCUUGCAACACGGUGGUGCGGCCGUCCACGUGAGCGGGCGGCCCGGCUGUAACGCCCGCCGGGGGGAGUCGGAUUUGUGGGGUUCAUUGAUCCUCGCCUCCCCUCCCCCCCUUCUUAAGGGGGUUCUGGAUCGCCAGCCCCCGGGAAGGCCGGGGGGAAGCAGGCUGGUAUUUGGGUAUAACGCCCAAAGGGGGAUUUCUGAAGGGGGGGUAGUGGGGGGGGAUUUUUUGCCCUGGCUUUCUCGGGGGACCAGCGGAGGCUGAUGUGAUGUUCUGCCAGUGAGCCCCAAUGCCGGUGGUGCACCCUGAACCCCCUGACGGGGGCUGGGGCUGGAUGGUGGUGCUGGCCGCCUUCUUCCAGUCGGCGCUGGUUUUCGGGGUGAUCCGCUCCUUCGGGGUCUUCUUCAUGGAGUUUGUGGGGUACUUUGGGGAGCUGUCCGGGCGGGUGUCCUGGAUCACCUCCAUCGGGAUCGCGGUGCAGCAAUUUGCUAGUGAGUUAUGUGGUGGUCCGGUGGGCAGCGCCCUCAGCACCCAGUAUGGCGCCCGCCCCGUGGUGAUGGCCGGGGGCCUCCUCUCGGGGCUGGGCAUGCUCCUGGCUUCCUUCGCCACCAGCCUGACCCACCUGUACCUGAGCAUCGGGCUGCUCUCAGGCUUCGGGUGGGCCUUGGUCUUCACACCCUCCGUGGCCUCGGUGGCUCGUUACUUCAAGAAGCGCCGGACGUUCGCCACAGGCUUGGCCUUCACGGGCGUGGGCCUGUCCUCCUUCGCCUUCUCCCCACUCUUCCAGUUCCUGGUGGACACCUACGCCUGGCGGGGGGCCCUCCUGGUGGUGGCCGGCAUGUCCUUCAACCUGGUGGUGUGUGGAGCCCUCAUCCGCCCCCUGACCCUCAAGGAGGACCUGGCCAGCUCUGGGGACCCUGGCGGGAGCUGCCUGGGAAAGCUUUCCACCCUCUUUGGCCUGCCUUUGCUCUCCCACUGGCCCUUUGUGAGAUUUGUGCUAGCCGUGACCUUGAUCAACACCGGCUACUUCAUUCCCUACGUCCACUUGGUGGCCCGAGCCCGGGAGCUGGGCUUCGAUGAGUACCAGGCUGCCUUCCUCAUGUCCGUGGCAGCCGUGGCCGACCUGUGUGGCCGCCUCCUCUCGGGUUGGCUGGCCGACUGCCGGGCUUUCCGCCUCAGCCACAUCUUGGUGGCCUGGACCUCCCUGACUGGCAUCUCCUUGGCACUGGUGCCUCUGGGGCGCGGCUACCCAUUGUUGAUGGCCAUCAGCGUCUGUUAUGGGUUCUUCUCCGGGGCGCUCACCCCCGUGGUCUUUUCCAUCCUGCCGGAAAUUGUGGGCAUUGGGCGGAUUUUUGGCUCUAUGGGGCUGCUGCAGAUGAUGGAGAGCAUCGGCGGGCUUCUGGGAGCGCCGUUCUCUGGUUGGCUGCGGGACAUGACUGGGGACUACAUGGCCUCUUUCUUGGCAGCUGGGGCUUUCCUCUUGGCUGGGAGCCUGGUUUUGGUCACUCUGCCCAACUUCUUCUCCUGCCUGGGCACCUCCUCUCCUGCCUGCCGGGGCACCCAGGUGGAGGCAGGGGCAGAGCCGGCUCCAUUGACACCAGCCUCUGGGGAACAUUCCUCCCAGGACAGAGACUAGCCGGCCAGAAGCCAAGAUCUCAGGGAGCCGGUGUGACUGCAAGGGAGUGCUGGGACCAUCACCAGGUUCUGGAAGGGAUAAUGUGGUAAAUUCCAGGCUGGUGAGGGGUCUCUAUCUAAAAGGGUGCUCCUUCACAGAAAUAAGCCACUUCACUACCCCCCUUGCCCUCUUGGAUUCUCCUCCGGUGCCUCCCACGGGCUCUGGGCUCGGGCUCCAACCUCCCAGCAGCCUGCUGGAAGCCUAGGGCUUGUUCUGGAGGUCCAUAAGUCGGGGAGGAUGUUGAGGAAGGGGAGAGACCCCAGCGAGGAGCAGAAAUUGGAUCAGAGUCUGGGUCUAAGGCAAAGAACAUUUUAUAAAGGGGGAGGGGGAUCGGGCCGCUGCGUUCUUUUGGGGAAAUACGGCACUGACCUAUCGAGGGCAAACAGGAAGUAAAAGGCCCCCUCCCGUAAUCUCUUGGGCAGCAGGCCCCUGCCUCAGUUUCCCCACUUGCUGCUAGGAAUAGCUGGCAGGAAAUAGACACCCAGCUAUGUACCCCACGUCGGGGCAUUAGUGAUGUCCCAGAGCCCAGAAAUGCAGUUACCGGUUCCGGAUUUAUGGAUUUUGUGCUGCUAGAUAUGUAAUUAGACAGGUAUGGCUGGGGAAGGGGGGCGGGUCUCAUCGGGCAUCGUUUACCCUCCAGAAGGUAGGAUUUGGUGAUUUAAAAGGGGGGAGGGGGUUGUUUAGAGAAAUGACAGUUUCGAGGGGGGACAAAAGCGGCGGUUUCAAGUGCCACCUUUUCUGGAACAGAGCUGCGUUUGGGGGGAAUUAAAACCAGCCAAUUCCUCUGGCAGGCGUCCGAGUUCAUGGUCCCCUAACCAGCGCGGGAGAGAAAGGGGCCCAAGCGGACAUGACUAGGUUGGAAGCGGCCAGAGUGGCGCUCCCUGCCCCCUCCCCGGCAGAUGGACCAAAGGUUGAACGUGCCUCGUGGAAGCAAAGCGGUGUGAAAGUUCAUCUGAUUUUCCACUGAUUGAAAUGAACAAGUCUCUUCACGAUGGGGCGGGAGGGAACAGGGAGAGUAAAUAUUAAUGUUGCCUGAGGAGAUGGAAGAUUAACAAGGGAGGUUUCUCCAAGGAUUGGGCAAAAGAGCUUGUGGUGGGUUUGCAGAGUUGGGAGGGUGGGGGAGAAGAAAGAAAAGGGAUUAAUAUAAGUACAGGGCAGACCUGGUGAUGAUGGAACCUAGGAGUCCUGGGUCCCAGCCACCCCCUGCUCUAACCCACCAGAUCCCAGACCCCUGUGAUCCUGGUCCCUGUCCAUUGUCUGGGACAUUGCACGUACCCUUUGUAAUCCAGUCUUUUCCAGGCUCUUUGGGGGCAGUUGGUUAUCCAGGGACCCCUCACCAGUGCUGAGAUGCGGCCACCUCUGGGGUGGGGCGGCUGGUUAUACAGGGACCCCUCGCCCGGCGCUGAGAUGCGGCCACCUCUGGGGUGGGGCGGCUGGUUAUACAGGGACCCCUCGCCCGGCGCUGAGAUGCGGCCACCUCUGGGGUGGGGCCGCUGGUUAUACAGGGAUACCUGAAACAGCAUGGAAACUUUUUAAAGACACCAUUUAAAUGCAUACCCCCAAAUUAAAAAAAAAAAACAGCAAGAGGGACCGAAAAAGUGCCACCAUGGUUAAACGACUAAGUAAGAGAAGACGUGAGAGGCAAAAGGGCAUCCUUUAAAGAGUGGAUGUUAAAUCCUAGUGAG